Thlaspi arvense is the source of this 1569-nucleotide messenger RNA. The record is from the annotation of a GenBank genome assembly. NCBI's taxonomy places the organism in Eukaryota, Viridiplantae, Streptophyta, Magnoliopsida, Brassicales, Brassicaceae.
GCGAAACGCGCCCUAGUCGUGGCUUCUCUUCCUGACCAGCUCGUGGCGGCAGCAGUGAUAAUUUCAUCCGUAUUAAAAAAUAUAAAUCGCUUGGAAUCUGACAAAUAAAAAAUUUGGCGUCUUUUCAAAUCAACCCAUAAUUAGUUGCAUUGCAAAGGUGAAAUGGCUUCGACGCUUUUCUCCAGAAGGUUUUUGGCUACAAGUCACCGCUUGAUUACUCCUUCUCUUCUUCCUCAAAACACCCCUAAUCUCGCCGCCUUUCUGAGUAACAGAGCAUUUCACUCUCAGUUAGGCUCUGCUUCUACAGCCUGCAAAUCAACUACAUGGGCUCGUGGAGCCAUGGCUUCUGCUGGAGUUGGGGCAAAAGCAGGCUACUCGACUUCAUCCGUAUCAACCAAUGAACCUGUUGUCUCUGUUGAUUGGCUCCAUUCUAAUCUUAGAGAGCCUGAUUUGAAGGUCUUGGAUGCUUCAUGGUACAUGCCAGAAGAGCAGAGGAAUCCGAUCCAAGAAUAUCAGGUUGCUCAUAUUCCUGGUGCUCUCUUCUUUGAUUUGGAUGGAAUAUCAGAUCGAACAACAAGUUUGCCACAUAUGUUGCCGACUGAGGAAGCUUUUGCUGCUGGUUGUUCUGCUCUUGGAAUUGAGAACAAAGAUGGAGUGGUUGUUUAUGAUGCAAAGGGGAUCUUUAGUGCAGCCCGUGUAUGGUGGAUGUUCCGAGUUUUUGGACAUAACAAAGUAUGGGUGCUCGAUGGAGGUUUACCAAGAUGGCGUGCUUCAGGUUAUGAUGUUGAAUCUAGUGCAUCAGGUGAUGCUAUUUUGAAAGCCAGUGCCGCAAGUGAGGCUAUAGAGAAAAUAUAUCAAGGACAAACCGUCAGUCCAAUAACCUUUCAGACGAAGUUUCAGCCACAUCUAGUGUGGGCACUUGAUCAGGUCAAGAAUAAUAUGGAGGAUCAGACAUAUCAACACAUAGACGCUCGUUCCAAAGCCAGGUUUGAUGGUACUGCUCCAGAACCCAGGAAGGGAAUAAGAAGCGGUCAUAUACCUGGAAGCAAGUGUGUCCCUUUUCCUCAGAUGUUUGAUUCUUCUUCUCAAACACUGUUACCAGCAGAAGAGUUGAAGAAACGAUUUGAACAAGAAGACAUCUCACUGGACAAGCCUAUUAUGGCCUCGUGUGGCACUGGCGUAACAGCUUGCAUCCUGGCAAUGGGGCUUCACCGGCUGGGAAAAACCGAUGUGCCAGUUUACGAUGGCUCGUGGACCGAAUGGGCAACAGAACCAGACUUGCCCAUGGAAGGUGAUGAAUCUUCCUCAUAAAAAUUCCCAAGGGAAAAGCUAGCAACAAGAUUACAAGCCAUAUACACAGAUAUAAUAAUGAUGUUCAACUUGAGAAAUUGGCAAGUAAUCAAAAUCCAGUUGCUGGUUUAAAGUAAAAGAGAAUUGUAUCUAUGUUGGUUUUUUUUCAUCUUCUUCUGAUGACAAAAGGUUAUUCUCUGUUUUCUUUCGAAUAAAAUCAACAAACAGAAAAUUGUUUAUGAUUCGGAAGCAAAUAUCUUGAAACAGUCAUGAUCACAU